Chrysochloris asiatica (Cape golden mole) is the source of this 924-nucleotide messenger RNA. RefSeq names its product vasoactive intestinal peptide (gene VIP). Gene Ontology annotation, cellular component: perikaryon; extracellular region; neuron projection. NCBI's taxonomy places the organism in Eukaryota, Metazoa, Chordata, Mammalia, Afrosoricida, Chrysochloridae. The coding region runs from base 1 to 924 and encodes 307 amino acids. The transcript is spliced from 7 exons. Gene Ontology annotation, biological process: negative regulation of apoptotic process; positive regulation of endothelial cell proliferation; regulation of sensory perception of pain. Gene Ontology annotation, molecular function: peptide hormone receptor binding; neuropeptide hormone activity. The record is from RefSeq and is a predicted model, not a curated record.
AUGGAAACCACAACUAAGCCCCAACUCCUGGUGUUCCUGACUCUUUGCGGCAUCCUCUUCUCGCACACCUUGGCAUGGCCUCUUUUCGGAGCACUCCCAUCUCCAAGUAGGUUGGGUGAUAUAAUAUCAUCUGAAGGGGAAAGUGACCCUGAUCAAGUUUCAGUAAAGGCAGACACUGACCUACUGCAGAAUGUGUUAGCUGAAAAUGACACACCCUAUUACGAUGUAUACAGAAAUACCAGACAUGCUGAUGGAGUUUUCACCAGUGACUAUAGUAGACUUUUGGGUCAACUUUCUGCCAAAAAAUACCUUGAGUCUCUUAUUGGGAAACGAGUUAGCAAUGAUAUCUCAGAAGACAAUGCACCGAUCAAGCGUCACUCUGAUGCAGUGUUCACUAAUAACUACACCCGCCUAAGAAAGCAGAUGGCUGCAAAGAAGUAUCUGAACUCCAUUCUGAAUGGGAAGAGGAGGCUGGAUUUCCGGUUCCGCCACCGCUGCUGCAGCUGGCGGCGUCUUCGUCCACCUGUUUACACUAUGUCCAGCGGACUCCCGAAGGCGUUGCGCAGCGACUCCUACGUAGAACUGAGCCACUUCCGGGACCAGCACUUCUGGGGUGACAUUGAAGAACAAGAAAAAUUACUAAAGAAAAGCUGUACACUGAAAGUCAGGAAAAUAGAAAUAAAGGCCUGUCCUGUGCAUAUGAUCAGGAAAGACUUUAAGAGAGCCCAGUCUCUCACCUCUGACUACCUCAAGGGUCUCCACGAGAAGGAUGUAAAAGUUAAGGAAGACUUGUUAACUAUCUGCCAGAGUAUUGAAGACAUACCCUCACACAAACACACAGAGACCCCUGGCAACAAUGGCUACGAGAUGGCUACAAGACUUAUUGGUUCCAGGCAUUUAAAUAAAUCCCAGAACAAUCAUUAA